AUGCGCAACGGCGUACGCUCCCGCUUCUGCCAGCAGUGCGGGCGGUACCAGCCCCUGGAGGACUUUGACGACACCAAGCGCUCCUGCCGGGUCAGGCUGCAGCGGCACAAUCAGCGUCGAAGGAAACGGCCCAACGAGGAGGAGGAUGGGCUGCGGCCGCUCGUCCCCGGCGCCCCUUUAGGACAGCGGGAUGUGCAGGUCAUGCAGGAGGCCUUGCAGCUCGCCUCCAACGCCCUCUUACAGGCAAGGCCGGUCAUGCUGCUGCUGCUCAAGGGCUACGCCGGCAUGUUCAACUACGCGCUGGAGGACGCGUCGCUGCGCCCCCUGCCCGACCCCUGCACUGCCGCGGAUGGGGCCCUGGACCCGGGGACCAUGGCCGCCUUCAUGCCCCUGCCCGGCGGGGCGAUGGGCGAGGGCAUUCACCCCAGCCUGGAGCAGCAGAUGCUGUUCUGA
Molecule: messenger RNA, 453 nt
Organism: Auxenochlorella protothecoides
Lineage: Eukaryota; Viridiplantae; Chlorophyta; Trebouxiophyceae; Chlorellales; Chlorellaceae
Product: Squamosa promoter-binding-like protein 9
Exons: 3
Coding region: 1-453 (150 amino acids)
Cellular component (GO): nucleus
Molecular function (GO): DNA binding
Source: RefSeq, a predicted model, not a curated record